Molecule: messenger RNA, 1800 nt
Organism: Arabidopsis thaliana (thale cress)
Lineage: Eukaryota; Viridiplantae; Streptophyta; Magnoliopsida; Brassicales; Brassicaceae
Gene: ERCC1
Product: nucleotide repair protein
Exons: 8
Coding region: 253-1137 (294 amino acids)
Biological process (GO): double-strand break repair; DNA repair; DNA recombination
Cellular component (GO): nucleus
Molecular function (GO): damaged DNA binding
Source: RefSeq, marked reviewed
GUAACUCUAGAUACUUUAGACAAUUGGAUGAAGACUGUCAUAGUGUGCAAAAAUACUGGUUUUAAUUUGUUUUGUCGUCUCGUCUCGUCUAUAAUCUUAAGACACGUGUUACGUUGUAUCAAAUUUACAUAAUUAAUGGGCUUUAGGCUUGAACAAUUAAGGCCCACAAAAGCCUGUUAAUCCCAUGGGAAGUUGAGGACGAGAAACAGAGUCCGGGAAAAGAAAAAAGAGCUCUCGGAGAUUCAAUCACUCAUGGCGAACGAAGACGACGACGGUGAGAAAUCCAGAAGUCUGCACCAACAGAUUGCUAGAAAACCCAAAACCCAGAUCGUGAUUGGUGUGCCAUCGUACCAGGAAGUUUUGGAAAGCUCACAGACGAAGUCCACGCCUCCAUCUCUCUUCAAGCCUUCCCAGAGUUUCUCUCAGGCUUUCGCUUUCGUCAAGUCGUCCGACGUCUACUCUCCUCCUCCUCCUUCCUCCGCAGCCGCCUCUUCUUCUCAGCCGUCGGGCGCUUCUCAGGUGCCCCACAGUUCAAGCCAAACGCAUCAAACUGAUGGAGCCUCAUCUUCUUCUACUCCUGUAGCCACUGGCUCUGUACCAUCAAACACAACUCAAAAUCGUAACGCUAUUCUCGUUAGCCAUCGACAGAAAGGAAACCCGCUUCUUAAACAUAUCAGGAAUGUGAAAUGGGUUUUCUCAGAUAUCAUUCCAGAUUACGUGCUUGGUCAAAACUCUUGCGCUUUGUAUUUAAGCUUGCGGUAUCAUCUCCUACAUCCGGAUUACCUCUAUUUCCGCAUUAGGGAACUACAAAAGAAUUUCAAGCUAAGUGUUGUUCUUUGCCAUGUCGACGUGGAAGAUACGGUGAAACCGUUGCUUGAAGUCACAAAAACCGCUCUACUUCAUGAUUGCACUCUAUUGUGUGCCUGGAGCAUGACAGAAUGUGCCCGUUAUUUGGAAACGAUAAAAGUCUAUGAAAACAAACCUGCAGAUCUCAUCCAAGGCCAAAUGGAUACAGAUUACCUUUCACGGCUAAACCAUUCUCUUACAAGCAUUCGACAUGUAAACAAGAGCGAUGUAGUUACACUUGGUUCUACAUUCGGGGUUGAGCUAAAAAGACCUUAUGUCCAGUUAUUGUGAAUUUAUGAUUUUUAUGUUUCAAACUAAAAUUGGAAACCUCAAAAAUCAUGGUUUAUGCAGUCUCUUGCUCAUAUAAUCGAUGCAUCCAUGGAAGAUUUAGCACGUUGUCCCGGGAUUGGCGAACGUAAGGUGAAGCGGUUGUAUGAUACAUUCCACGAGCCUUUCAAGCGUGCAACUUCGAGCUACCCGUCUGUUGUAGAACCACCAAUCCCGGAAGCUCCAGUUGAGAAGGAUGUGAACUCAGAGGAACCUGUUGAAGAAGACGAGGAUUUUGUGGAGGACUCGAGAAAACGCAAGAAGAAGGAGCCCGAGCCCGAGAAAACUGUGAAGACCGCACUCUCUGCUGUUUUUGCUCGUUACUCUGAUAGACUUAGCAAGAAAAAGGAGAAACAGAAGGAGAAAGAUACAACAACGGCGUCAGAUGCUGAAACCCACCAAAAUUAACACGGUUUUGUUCCUUGGGUAAGGCCAUGGUGACCACAUUCCUAGGAUUGUAACUUAAUGAUAAUAAAAAAGCUUUACUGUGUCUAAUUUGUGUGAUCUCUACCAUAGAAUUGGUUGGUUAUUGAAGCCUGCGUGUAUAAAUUUCAAAGGGUUGUUACUACUUUGUUAUCUUUUUUCUUGGUCUGGGCCAUGUGCAAUAGUAUUAUAAACAAACAAAAC